Messenger RNA from Hibiscus syriacus, 779 nucleotides. Its product is annotated as bet1-like SNARE 1-1. The coding region runs from base 239 to 607 and encodes 122 amino acids. NCBI's taxonomy places the organism in Eukaryota, Viridiplantae, Streptophyta, Magnoliopsida, Malvales, Malvaceae. The transcript is spliced from 6 exons. The record is from RefSeq and is a predicted model, not a curated record.
UCCCCUUGACAAAGAAAAGAUCCCAGAUUCCAUAGCAAUUGAAAGCUUUGUCAGUAAAUCUUGCAACGUCCAAUCUCGGUUCCCGAUUAAGUAUUAUUUUUCUUCUUCAACAAAUUUGUGGGUUCUACCGUAGCCUUACCAGAUUUUGAAAGGACCCAGAUGGGUAAAGAAAGUCUUUGCUUUUGAUACUUUCGAAGAAGAUAAAGAGGGGCUUUGAUACUCCCAUUUGCGGAGAAAGAUGAAUCCUAGACGGGACUUGCGCAACAACAAAGUUGCCCUUUUUGAUGGCGUCGAGGAAGGUGGCAUAAGAGCCUCGUCUUCUUACUCGCACGAAAUAGAUGAGCAUGAAAAUGAAAGGGCAAUGGAAGGAUUGCAGGACAGAGUCAAUCUGCUGAAGAGACUUUCAGGCGACAUACACGAGGAGGUGGAUAGCCACAAUCGCAUGCUGGAUCGUAUGGGAAAUGAUAUGGAUUCAUCGAGGGGAAUACUCUCAGGAACCAUGGACAAGUUUAAGAUGGCAUUCGAGACGAAAUCAAGCAGGAGAAUGUUUACGCUGGUGGCAUCUUUUGUGGUGGUUUUCCUUGUGAUAUACUAUCUUACUAGGUAACUGGUGUGGUGUAUUUGAUACAACUGCAAGCUUUAUAUGAGAAUUUGGAAGACCCUUUGCUUCUAGUACAUGGUUACUUGUAAACAAUGUGCUUCCUACGUGUAUGAUAUUUUCUCAUGUUUGUAUAAAGAUGUUUCGAUAUGAUAUCAAACAAGCUGGCCUUUGAUAGCAG